Botrytis cinerea B05.10 is the source of this 2361-nucleotide messenger RNA. RefSeq names its product Bcmfs1 (gene Bcmfs1). Gene Ontology annotation, biological process: transmembrane transport. The record is from RefSeq and is a predicted model, not a curated record. Gene Ontology annotation, molecular function: transmembrane transporter activity. Bases 108 to 1826 code for a protein of 572 amino acids. The transcript has a single exon. Lineage: Eukaryota; Fungi; Ascomycota; Leotiomycetes; Helotiales; Sclerotiniaceae.
GACUGCUUUUCGAUCACAGCUUUUUUUUAGAAUCCGAGCUUUCAUUUUUCCAUAGAAUUUCGAUACUCUACUUACAUCAUUUCCCACCUCCCCGAAAAGGCUUGACCAUGGAGUCUUCUGAUCAUACUAUUAUUAAACCAAAUCGUACUCGCCUAACGCUUAUUAUGGUCGGCAUUUGUCUGGCAGUUUUCCUCACAGGCAUGGUAAUCACACCAAUUCCAAGCAGUGAAAGUUUGGGAGCUAACUUUUCGCUUUCAAUACAGGAUCAAACCAUCUUAGCUACGGCAACCCCCGUCAUCAGCGUCGAGUUUAACACAUCGCAAGACAUUGGAUGGUGGGCUAAUACCUAUCUUCUUACGUUGAGCGCCUUUCAACUGUUCUAUGGUAAACUUUACAGCCAUUUUCCCAUUAAAAAUGUUUACCUUGUUGCUAUUAUCAUCUUCGAGAUUGGGUCUCUUAUUUGCACAACAGCACAUACUUCAAUAGCUUUGAUUGUUGGUCGAGCAAUCGCCGGACUAGGCGCUGCUGGAGUUUUUUCGGGAAGUGUGUUGAUCACCACCAAAGUAAUUCUUCUAGCCCAGCGUGCCGCCUACUUGGGAAUCAUGUCCGCUGCGUUUGGACUGGCAGCUAUUCUUGGGCCGUUCUUAGGGGCGGCUAUACUACAAUCGACUACAUGGAGAUGGUGUUUCGGUAUUAAUCUGCCGUUAGGAGCAGUAACGGUAAUUCUGUGCGGCAUUCUUGUACAUACGCCAUCAGAGCCAAACGCACAUUCACUCAGUCUCGUGCAAAAAGUAUUGCAGCUCGACAUUCCUGGGACGGUAUUUAUGGUUGGAUCUUUGAUCUGCCUUCUCAUGGCUUUACAAUGGGGUGGCGCAGCCUAUCCUUGGAGUAAUAGUCGUAUCAUCGCUCUUUUUGUCGUAUCCGGUAUUCUCGCUAUCGCUUUUGUAGCCACCCAGACGACCAAGAUUGCCGGAAAGGCUCGCACAAUUCCAAGCAGCUUAGCACGCAGUCGUGAUAUAUGGCUAGCCGGAAGCUAUACUAUGUGCGUAACUGGAGGUGUCUAUGUUGCCAUUUUAUUUCUACCUGUAUGGUUCCAAGAUGUUCGUGGUCGAUCACCUCUUUCUUCAGGUGAAUUGCUGACACCGUUGAUCGCUGGUUAUGUUGUGACUUCAAUCUUGGCCGGAGGCAUCACCAGUGGUUUCAAGUAUUACAACCCAGCUAUGAUCAUUAGAACUGCACUCUCAAUCGCUGGAGCGGCUUUGCUCACUACUGUCAACCUACAUUCUUCUACAGCAAGAAUCGUCGGUUAUCAACUUGUGUACGGCUUUGGAGUUGGAUUUGGAUUUGGUCAGCCAAGUUAUAUCGUUCAAACAUUGUUACCGGCAAAAGACGUUCCCAUCGGUGUGACAUUUAUAACACUUGUCCAAAACCUCAGCGCCUCGGUCUUCGUGGCAGUAGCACAAAGUGUUUUUCAAGGGGAGAUGCACAAGCGUCUUGAACCACUUUUACCGCACUCUUCCAACUCAUCUUCUAUCUUGCUGUCUGCCUUACCCACAAUUCUAUCAUCGUUGCCAGCAGAGACUCGAGAAACAGCAAAGACUGCCAUUAGUGAUUCCAUAACCCGGACAUUUUAUAUGUCGCUGGCGUUAAGUUGUGUGUCUGUUGUUGGCGCCUUGGCUAUCAAAUGGGUUCCUAUGCAAGACCCUGCCAAACAAGAUGCUGUUAAGCAAAAUACUUCUUCUCCUGAAGAAAUCACGCAGGACAAAAAUAUAAGUGAAAAUGAAAAGCGAGGUGAAAAGCAAGAUGUGAAAAUCACUACAGCUUAGCGUCAGGCAAUAGCAACAACAUCAACGAUGUCAACUUUCUCGCGUAGUGUUAUUUGAGGUUGAUGUGACGGCUGGGAGAAGUGACCACUACAGAAAAAAAUGAUUCCUCGGGUUUCCUUCAUUGUUUCGAUCCUUCUCCUCUCUUCUUGUUUUCUUCCUCUUGAGCUUAGAACCUUUCAUUUUACCACAAUCGAAAAAGACCUAUGAAACCCACUUAGCUCGCUCGAGCACGGCUCUGUAAUAUGUGUUUCGUAGGAUUUAAAAUUUGAACUUCAAUUCGAUAAUACCAAAACCCAUUUAUUCAAUAUCGAAUGCUGUACAAAAAGAGAUGUUAUACAAAUUUAUCAUUGAGAGGCGGCCCAGAAUCGAAAAAGACAGAGCUUUCAAAUCACAUCCCUCUUCUUUUCGUAUUCUUCAAAUGAGAUGAAAAGAGCUCCGUUUGUAUAUAUUGUUUCGAUGGCUAAUGAUGUUAUCAAUUCUCAGAACUCCCCAGAAACGUUCAUCAGGAAGCCGAAAUUCAUGAAUGGCAAUAGCA